This is a messenger RNA of Neomonachus schauinslandi (Hawaiian monk seal), 603 nucleotides long. Its product is annotated as 60S ribosomal protein L7a. NCBI's taxonomy places the organism in Eukaryota, Metazoa, Chordata, Mammalia, Carnivora, Phocidae. The transcript has a single exon. The annotation marks the transcript as partial. The record is from RefSeq and is a predicted model, not a curated record. Gene Ontology annotation, biological process: ribosome biogenesis. Gene Ontology annotation, cellular component: ribonucleoprotein complex.
ACCCAGGCCUUGGACCGCCAGACAGCUACUCAACUGCUUAAGCUGGCCCACAAGUACAGACCAGAGACAAAGCAGGAGAAGAAGCAGAGAUUGUUGGCCCGGGCCGAGAAGAAAGCUGCGGGCAAAGGGGAUGUCCCCACUAAGAGGCCACCUGUCCUUCGAGCUGGGGUUAACACUGUCAUCACCUUGGUGGAAAACAAGAAGGCUCAGCUGGUAGUGAUUGCACAUGAUGUGGAUCCCACUGAGCUGGUGGUUUUCCUGCCUGCCCUGUGUCGUAAGAUGGGGGUUCCCUACUGCAUUAUCAAGGGGAAGGCCAGGCUGGGGCGUCUGGUCCACAGGAAGACCUGCACCACUGUCGCCUUCACACAGGUCAACUCGGAAGACAAAGGAGCUCUGGCAAAGCUGGUGGAAGCCAUCAGGACCAAUUACAAUGACAGAUACGAUGAGAUCCACCGCCACUGGGGAGGCAACAUCCUGGGUCCGAAGUCUGUGGCUUGCAUUGCCAAGCUGGAAAAGGCAAAGGCUAAAGAACUGGCCACCAAACUGGGCUGAGUGGAUGCUGUUGAAUUUUCUAUACAUAAAAGUAAUAAAACAUUGUCUUUC